Messenger RNA from Leptosia nina, 3822 nucleotides. NCBI's taxonomy places the organism in Eukaryota, Metazoa, Arthropoda, Insecta, Lepidoptera, Pieridae. The record is from the annotation of a GenBank genome assembly.
AUGGAGCUACCCGACUGCCCUCCGGGUGCAGAAGGAUACCAAGAUACGGUUACCGAAGUCCCGAAAAAACUUGAUGUUGAAGGCGGAACUAAGGCGGAGCAAGAGUUCUUGAAACACUUGAAUAGUUUGAAGAUCAAGAUCGAAGAUGGCUCGGUACGUUGUAUGGUGGACAGGCGCGGGCGCGAUAUUUCUGGCAACUGGAUCUACUUGUGCUAUCCUUGUGCCGCCCAGUGCAGCGGGGAGACAGUACUGCAGGUACAUAUUUCGGGAAAGAAGCACAAGACAAAGUUAUCGAUGAAGACUGUUUGGCCUCUGUCAAUUUUUGAAGAACAUCCGUUCAUUCUUAAUGAGAAAGGAGCUAACUCGAAAUUUGGAGCAACAUCGAAAGUACUCCAAAAGUUUAAGGAGGAAGUAAAUCUACACAACAGUUCUUUGGAGCAAAAAUACAAUCACUACAGAAAUACACGGUGCCACAUUCAAGAUACUUUAGAAGGAACGAAAGCACCAUUGCUGGGCAUCGAGUAUUUGAUUGAGCACCCCCCGGAUGAGCCACACCACGAGCCGAUGUACCUCUGCGUGUUGUGCUUCAAACAGGGACAUCCGCGCACCAUCGUCAACCACCUCACCUGCUUCUCUCAUCGGCGUCAUUAUUUCAGCAAGCAUUUCCCGAAGGCGAACUUGGCACUGACGCCUUACUAUUACCAAAAGGACACGCGCACCGGUCUCAUGAUGGUUAUGAACCGUUUAGCACAAUGCAUCGAGCACAAGUACGGGCGCAUGAUGCCUGUUAACUUCCAGAAGGACGAGUACGAACUCCACAAAGAGGAAAUUCAUAAAUGGAUAUAUCAGGGCAAACACUUUUCUGAAUCAGACGGAUGUACCUUCGAAGAGGUUGUGGAUGCUGACUUGAUCACUUCCAUCAAUGAUUCAGAAAUGAGGGAUCCAUCGCCACCGGUUGUAGCUGCACCUUUAAGACCAAAACCAAAGCCGACACCUGGCAACACUCGUGACUUUUCAACGGAAAUAUUGUCUGAUAUAAGCGAUGAAGAUGAUCGUCGCGAAUCCGCCAAGAACAGGAGCUGGUACUCUCAGAGACAUCGCUCUGGAAAUUUGGAUUACAAGAUAAAACUGGCCAAGGAGUUGCAGUCCGAGGCCGAGGAGGCAGCCAGGAAAAUGCUCGCGUACCACGAGAAGAACCCAGAGAAGCACCCCUUGUACCCAGAGGAGUGGAAGAAGUUCUGGAACAGGCGUUACAAGGAGUUGCAGACUGAGGGCAAAGAUCCGUCGAAGCACGAUUUCAAACCGGAAUGGAUAAAAUACUGGACGACGCGCAUGAAGGAGUUGCACGAUGAAGAACUCCGCGUCGCCGUGCACGAGAUUUACCGCAAAUUCACUUUGCCGCCGCCCACUCAUAUUGCGACCGCCCAAAGAUCUGAUAUGGACUCAAGACGCCGCUCUUAUGAAAAGAGACGAUCGAAAUCACCAACAUCCAGAUCCUCGCCCGACUACAAGUCCAAGAUGGGCAGGUUCCGUUCCCCCGACCGCAGACGAUCACACGAAAGAAGACGCUCACCUGAACGGAGACGAUCACCCGAAAGACGGCGGUCACCAGAUCGGAGGUUCUCUCCAUCACAUCGACCUAUGCGGCAUCGAUCGCCAGACACGCGGUUCAAGUUGGACCGCAGGCCCGGUUUCCAAAAAGGGGUUAGGAAUCGGCCAGAGUCACCUCCACGGCGGCGAUCGCCGUUGAGACGCUUAAGAACGCGUUCGCGUAGCCCCGCCAAGAGGUCCCGCAGUCCAGGGCAUGGCCCUAUGCGAAGCCGAGGCAGUCCCCUUGUCCAACGAGACCGACGCGCCAGCCCCGGGGCACGGAAUCCGAGCCCGGUUGCACCUUCAAUGCAAACAGUUCUCAUCUCGGACGAUGAGUUGAAAGCGGACGGGGCUUCCCCGUGGGACUCUGACGAAUCUCUGGGCUCCCUGCCCGAAGUACGUUCACCUGCUCCGCGUUCUCGCUCUCGCGCCGACAGUCGAACUUCGCGUGUCUCGCACGCAAAGCACAAUAAACAAGACUAUAAGGACUUGACCGGUUCAGCGGACAAUAUUGUCGCAACGCUACGAAUGUUGGUAGCACUUGAGGACCAUCUCGGUAGCAUGGGACCGAAGGUCGUCGAUCUGCUCGCAGAGGCUAUUCGCAUGGAGAAGGAGAAGCCAAAUUCGUCCGAGAUGCUCUUUGAACGUGAGACUGCAGUGGUCCUCAUUGAGACCGCAAAGGAAAAGCUGAAGGGGUCGCUACAGGCGGGGCUGGUGUCGGGCAGCGCAGCCGUGGCGAUUCGAUCCGCCGUCGUGCGCGCGGCAGCCACUCUUUACGAGGCAGACAGGCGCUCUAGGGCCAAGCAUAAGACAACGAACACGCUAAACAGCAAGCCCAAGAGCGCUGUCCCCGUGGCAGGAGUUGGUGAAGUGGAUCGGGAGGAGAUCGCGCAGCAGAUGGCCGCAGCGCUCAUAGCUCAAGGGAAGACGGACGUCUCUUCGGAAGAACUGGCGCAACUCGUCGAUGCAGUAGUUGGUAUGGCAGAGGCGAAAAAGAGGGAGGCUAUACUAAAAGAGCAAGCAAAAACAAUUGGAUCUCAAAGUAUUGCCAGCGCAGACAGGGAUUCAGCUGGCUCUGCGCUACAGCUAUUGCAGUCGGCCUACGAUGAUAAAAAAGCCGAAGAGAAAGAUGCAUUAAACUCUGCAUCAGAUGCGAUGGAUGGUCUCUCUGACUCCGAUCUAGAGACAUUGCUCAAGAACUUCAGUGAACUAUCAGCCGAGGAGCAGCACAGCUUGAUAGCAUACUUGAAAAAACUUGAGGCGCGCGAACCGGCUCGAGUUGAAAGACUUCGGCAGUAUGUAAACGCAGAUUCUGCAGAAAAUGCGCCAUUUACCCAACCAGCUAACCCGGCGUCUGCGCCUCCCUCCACUUCUGCGCAACCUGAUAGCCACGAUGUUAAGCCUGUUAUCAUAGAAAGUGAUGAUGAUGAUGAUUAUACUGUUGAAGAGGUCUUUAAAUCGGCGACACAAAAAGUAAAGGAGGACCAAAUGCGGCAAGAGUUGGAGAUAGUAAAGAAGUCUUUAGAGAAACAGUCGCCACCACCUGACGCCGAGAACUCUAAACUUCCAGAGCCCGCUUAUGAUUUUACCAAGAAUUUAUCUUCCGCAUCUGAGCUACUCGCUUUAGUGCAAGCGUCUAUACAAUCGCAAUCAAAUAUGUCGGCUCCCAUCACACAGUCUGCCAGCGUUACACCCACGACAGCUGCUGGGCAACCCAGAUUGUUCGGAGACACGUCAGAAGUUGAGCAGAGGAAGCCAAUUUUAGAAACACCAGCGCAUUAUGAAAUACCGUCUAUAUUAGGCAAUAACAAUUUCGAUCGGCCUUGGAAUGCAAAUCAGAGGAGUCAAGGACCCGAAGCAAUGUACCAUAAUCCACAGACUCAGCAGAAUUACAACAAUCCUCCCUUAGUGAACCAAGGCAAUUUUCAGCCGGGCCCGAAUAGAGUUAUGCAAUACGGCCAAGGCCCUGGAUAUCAAGAGAAUUAUAACAUGCAAGGGAAUUUCAACAAUACAAUGUAUCAGGUGCCACCUAAUGUCCCGUUUAAUCAAGUGCCGAGAGAGAAUUUUAUCAAUGGUGGUAUGACAGAUAUUCACAAUCGACAAAUUGUCCCCAUUCAACAGUUUGGGAACAGACCACAGUAUGGUAAUAAUUAUGAGCAGAAUAAUUUUAGGGGACGAGGCAGGGGCAGAGGGUUCGGGGGGCCAAGAGGCCGUGGGCGGGGUCAUUAUUAG